AUGAAUGUAAACAAACGACAUUCUACGUCGACAGUCGAUGAUGCCGAAAAAAAGAAAUUCAAACAAGAUUUUCCCAUCGCUCAAUUCGAACACUUAGCCAAUGAACUCAUCUACGCAAUCUUUGAUCAUCUUGAUGCUCAGCAACUCCAUCAAAGCUUCUUUUCACUCAAUCAACGCUUCCAAUAUCUCUGUUUAAAUGCCAAUCUCUCACUUCGAAUCGGAAUGUCAUCAGCAUCAAAAACAAUAUUUGAACGCUCUUUCAACGAUAUUAUCUCGCAUCAUCAACAUCGAAUUCGAUCUCUCUAUCUAUUCAAUCCAUUCAUCAUUGAUUAUUUUACUAUUUCACAAUGUUCGCAACUGCAAACCUUGACUUUAGGUAACAUUGAAUGGGAGCGUUUGGAAAAUGUUCUCAUUACCUUAGCAUCUGCACCAAAUCUUGUGUCACUAUCGAUUUAUAUUGGGGGCGUUGGAAAACAAGCGACAGUUUACAGUUUAGUAUUUCAAUUACCUGCAUUAAAAUCUUGCAAACUAAACUUUCAAACGAAUGUUCCAUUGAAACUAUCUGCAAUUUCAAUAAAUUCAGUGAGUCCUAUUGAGCGUCUCAUCAUCAUGGAUAAUUAUAGUUUCGAUGAAAUUAAUGUAAUUCGAUCAUACGUCCCAAAACUACGUUUUUUAUCUAUUACUCGUAAACACGAAUAUCCCUUGAAUCUCUACAAAAACUCGUCGAGCAAUGAUCAAACUGCUUGCAAAGAAUAUCUCGCUACUCGUAUUUAUGUUUGUUGUCUGGCGAUAGCUAUCAUCAUAGUUACCAUUACGACGUCUUUGAUCACUCGUCUGGUGAAUAAAAUUGAAUACUCACCGUCAUUCGAACGAUUUCUAGUACUAACAUCAAAGUAUCCGAACAGUAUUCAUUGCCCGUGUACAAAAGUCGGAAUUGGUUACGAUGCGUUUGUUGUCACUCAAGUUCGAUUUCAUCAAGUAUGUUCGAGUCAGUUUGUUGAACAAACGUGGAUUGAUAUGAUGUUUGCUGCACAAAAUAGAACGUUUAUAUCGGCAGGUGAUUUUCGAACGAGAUUGAUCUUUUUCUGGCAGUUGAUCGCAGGAUUUUGUACGAUUAGCAAUAGAACAUGGAGCGAAGUUGUCGUCGGCUUUGAUGCAACUCAAAUUCUUAGUCAAUUAGCAAUCUCGGAAGAUCUUAUGCGGGCUCAGGUCUAUGCAGAUUUAAAGAAACAAAUAGCUAUGGUACAGUCAGCGUUCAUUCGUGAUUUACGUUCUAUUCGACAAACAUUUCGUGGAAAUCAAAUGGUAUCUGGCUUAGGAUCAAAUUUCUAUAUGAAAUAUUCAGCUGGCGACGGCACACAGUUUCAACCAGUUCCACAAAUGGCGCCACAAAUGUAUAAUAAUUGCACAUGUUUGAAUAUUGCAGGGUGUCCGCAUCUUGCUACUUUUAAUGAUAGCCACGAUCAUUUAAUUAUGGUACCAGGAAUGAUCUCAGAUUGUUUAGUGCUCGAUGGUGCACUUGCUUCUACAUUUGAAUGCUAUUAUAAUGAGACAUGUAUUUCUCUCUUACAUGAGACAGUACCGAUAACGCUAAAACCAUUAUCGAAUGAUUCAGACAAACAUUUUGUGAUGAAAUCAACUAUAGAAACGCUAUUGAAUGAAAUGAUGAUUGAUGAAAUGAGCAGUACAAUUCGAUUUGAUCUAUUUUAUGAUCAGUGUCAACCGAUGUACUGUGCGUAUUCGUAUGCACAUCGUUUUGAUGUUCUUUUCGUGUUCACAACAUUCUUUGGUAUUUUCGGCGGGUUAUCAUUUAUAUUAAAACAGAGUGCACCAUUGCUUGCCUUGAUAAUAUUACGUCGGAAAAAUAGAGUUGCGCCAGGCAGCAAUGCACCGGUCAUUCGGCAAAAUAAAUUGAUAGCAUGGUUGUGUCAAGUUCGAAUACUAUUCAACUACAUUACACAGAAUAUCAUUAAUUUAAAUCUGUUUGAAACGCAAACGCUACGUUCAACUAGUAAUAUUUUUCGAGAAAAACUUUUAACAAGAGUCUUUCUUCUGCUGAUUAUUGUUUGCUCUGUUGGAGUUGGAAUUUACAUAUUCUUCGUUGGUCAAAGUCAAGUUAUCACCGUUCCACGACCUACUUAUGACGUUUAUCAACAAUUGUAUGAUACGUACUCCGAUGCAUUAAAAUGUCCUUGUCAACAAGUGUCUAUUCCAUACAAAACUUUUAUGAAUGUUACAUUUGAAUUGCAUCAGGUAUGUUCGAGUGAUUUGAUCUCAUCAAAUUGGUUAGAUUAUAUCGCAUCUAUUGAUCCUAUUCAAUUACCUCCGACAUAUUUCACUGAUUUUCGCGCUAGUGGCACUUCUUACUUCGAACUUUUGGCUAUUUUCUGCACCCUCACUAAUAAUCAUAUAAGAGAUGCACAAGGUAUUUUUACUGAUACGCAAUUUAUCAAUGAUCAUGCUCUUGCCGCGCCACUCUUCAUACAACAAACAGCAACUAUAAUUCAGUCAUACAUUGCUGGUAUCCUCAAUGAUUUUCAACGUUCUAUCGACUGGGUUCAAGUUGGUUUAAGUACCAAUCAGGUUUUGGUUGGGACAAACACAAAUUUUUAUAUUUUUAUCGAUGUUAACGGUGUAUUAGAUCUCAGAAAUGGCUAUUUUGUGGCAGCGUUUACCAUCGAUGAGGAUAGGGUUUAUGCGAUUGGUUUUUGCGGGUGUGGGUUUGAAAUUGAUGAUUACAAUUGCUACGGAUGGAAUUUUAUAUUUCCAAACGGUACUCAUCAAGUUCGAUACGACUACAUGUUUCCUGAAGUGCGAGUUGGUUGUAUGCCUUUAAAUGGAUUUUUCGCAUCGACAUUCGCUUGGUGGUAUAACAAAACGUAUUUGAAUAGAAUUCAAGAAACAUAUGCUUCAAUACUUGUCUCGCAAUCGUUGGCAAAGCUUGACCAGCUCGAUAUAUCAGUGACAACUCGAUUUCGCAAUGAGACAAUGGAAGAUUUACUUCGUCAGAUGUUUCUAGAAACAUCGACGACGAAUAACACAGAUUUUAAACAGUUUUAUGAGGCAUGUGCGCCAAGUUCUUGUUCAUAUACAAUUAAGCAGCGUCGCGAUGCAUUUGUUCUUCUGCUUCUUUUCAUAUCAAUUUGCGGUGGACUGAACAGAAUCCUUCGAAUAUUUGUGCCAAGCAUCGGUAAAGUCAUUCUCUUCUUUAUCGAUUAUCGUAAAAAUCGAGCAUUAGAUCCUCUCGUCGCUCGUUUUAAACACCUCACCAGUGUUAUUUACAAUUCAAUUACAAACCUAAACUUAUACAAAACAGAAUUAACCAAUGGAGUACAACUUGAAAAAAUAUACACAAGAAUUUAUAUUCUACUGUUUACGAGUUCACUCGGUGUUUUACUCUUUUACAAUGCAGUCGUCGAACGAAGUGUUACAAAAACAUAUCCAUCGCCAUCGAUUGCUGAUUAUGAACGUUUAUUAAAUUUGUAUCCCGAUAAUGUCAAUUGUCCGUGUGCAUAUCUCGCAAUUCCUUAUGAUAAUUUCAUAAAAGAAUUACGCGUAGGUGCGUUCCAUCAAGUGUGUUCCACUAACGUAAUAGUUAACAUUUUCCUAGCAGGCAAGUGUAAUUUUAUUCGAGAAUACAAAUCCAUAUAUUAUGAUUUAGCUAUGCCGCUUCCUUUGUCCGGCUUUUCGAAUAAAAAUGAUUUUCGCAAUGUAAAUUCUGUUUUCAUUCGAGUUAUGAAACAGCUGUGCACAUUAGCAGAAAGGACUAUUGAAAAAAGUCUUCUCACAUUUCGUAAUUCGAACAUGUUCGUCAAGCAAAUGAUCUCUCGCCAGCAGUUUGCUAAUGAAUCUAAUAAAAUAAUCCAUCAGUUUCAAGAGAAAUUACCGAUUGAAUUUGCUCGUACAUUAAAUUUGAUUCGUACAAUAUUACAAGGAAAUGCUUUGUUUAGUCAAAUACCAUUCAAUUGGCAAAUUAUAAUAAACGAAGCAAGUCAAGGGAAAAAUGCAACAUUUCGUACUGAACCUGUUUACUAUUUCAAUGACGAACAAAAUACCAAUUGCACAUGUGCUGCUCAGCAUACUUGUACUAUGCCAGCAAUCAUGUAUAACGGCUCGUCAUCUAAGCCGUUGAGAGGUUUCAAACUAGGCUGUUAUUCACUUGAAACAGUACUUCUAUCAUCAUUAUCGUGUUUUUAUUUCAGAACAUGUAUUGAUGACUACCGAUAUUAUACAUUCAUGUAUCUUGCUGAUCUGAACCUCGUUUUCAAUGGUACAGAUGAAGUUAUUCAACUGAACUCCUCAUUGACACGAUUCAAUAUCGAUGAUACAAUCGAAACAAUCGCCUACGAAUUGUUUAUUGAAUCAUGGAUGAGUAAUGUUUCUUAUGAAAGAUUUUUCAACAGCUGUGCUCCCAGUUCUUGCACUUAUAAAUACUACUACCGAUUCGAUGUGUUCGAAUUGUUGACAGUAUUCUUAAGUGUAUAUGCUGGCUUAUCUACUGUUAUUCGAUUCAUCGUACCAUAUUUUGUUUCAAUGAUUAGAAAUAUCCGUCGUCGUAUUUGUACAUAA
Molecule: messenger RNA, 4569 nt
Organism: Adineta ricciae
Lineage: Eukaryota; Metazoa; Rotifera; Eurotatoria; Adinetida; Adinetidae
Source: the annotation of a GenBank genome assembly